UGCAUCAUUUUUUUAAAAUUUGAAAAUUACAUUUUGCAAAUAUUUGGGGAGACAUUGAUUUUUUUCUCCCCGUGCUCCCCCGUUCUUCCCUGCGGAGUGCGCUGCGCCGCCCAGCCCUGUCGCCCCCCGGAGGUGAUCCCUCCCUCCUGCCUGCCCGCCAGCCUGACCUGUGCCCGGCUCGCGGGCCGCAGUCUCGGCCCCGGCGCGCCCCCGGCAGCUCUCGGCGCGAUGAGCAUAGAGACGCUACUGGAGGCGGCCCGCUUCCUGGAAUGGCAAGCGCAGCAACAACAGAGAGCACGUGAGGAACAGGAGCGUCUUCGGCUGGAGCGGGAGCGGGAGCAGGAGCAGAAGAAGGCCAGCAGCCUGGCCAGGCUGGCCCAUGCCCUGCCUGUGGAGGAACCCCGCACUGAGGCGCCACCCUUGCCUCUGUCGCCGCCAGCACCCCCGCCAGCACCCCCACCCCCACUUGCCACCCCUACCCCACUGACUGUCAUUCCUAUUCCAGUAAUGACCAACUCCCCUCAGCCUCUGCCCCCACCGCCACCACUGCCCCCCACAGCUCAACCUCUGCCCCUGGCACCUCGACAGCCGGCCCUGGUUAGCACCCCUGGACUCAGCAUUAAGGAGUCUGCCCCACUUCCUACCAGGCCACAGGUGCCCACUCCUGCUCCCCUACUGCCAGACUCCAAGACCACCGUUCCGCCCACUGGCAGCCCCAAGCCUUUGCAGCCCCUCCCCACACCCAUCCUGACUAUAGCACCACACCCUGGAGUCCAGCCCCAGCUGGCCUCCCAGCAGCCACCCCCACCCACUCUUGGGACCCUGAAGUUGGCACCAGCUGAAGAAGUCAAAUCCAACGAACAGAAGAAGAGGCCUGGGGGGAUCGGAACCAGAGAAGUCCACAACAAACUGGAGAAGAACAGGAGGGCCCAUCUGAAGGAAUGCUUUGAAACCCUGAAGCGCAACAUCCCUAACGUCGACGACAAGAAGACGUCGAAUCUGAGCGUGUUGCGGACGGCGCUGCGGUACAUCCAGUCCCUGAAGAGGAAGGAGAAGGAAUACGAGCAUGAGAUGGAGCGGCUGGCGCGGGAGAAGAUUGCCACGCAGCAGCGGCUGGCGGAGCUCAAGCACGAACUGAGCCAGUGGAUGGACGUGCUGGAGAUCGACCGUGUGCUCCGGCAGACAGGCCAGCCCGAGGACGACCAGGCCUCCACCUCCACUGCCUCCGAGGGUGAGGACAACAUAGACGAGGAUAUGGAGGAAGACCAGGCCGGCCUGGGCCCACCUAAGCUGAGCCAUCGCCCCCACCCGGAGCUGCCAAAGCCACCGCCCAGCACUGCCCCCACACCUCAGCCUCCCCACUCACACCCCCACUCCCAGCCUGUGGCCCUGUCUCCUGCCCACCUCCCUGGGCAGCAGCCGCCGCCACAGCAGAAGACACCUCUGCCGGCCCCUCCUCCCCAACCAGCUGCCCCUGCCCAGACGCUGGUGCCUGCUCCAGCCCAUCUGGUGGCUGCAGCUGGGGGAGGCUCCACGGUCAUCGCCCACACUGCCACCACCCACGCCUCAGUCAUCCAGACUGUGAACCAUGUUCUACAGGGGCCGGGUGGGAAGCACAUCGCCCACAUCGCCCCCUCGGCCCCCAGCCCUGCUGUGCAGCUGGCACCUGCCACACCCCCCAUUGGCCACAUCACAGUGCACCCUGCCACCCUCAACCAUGUGGCCCACCUUGGCUCCCAGCUGCCCCUGUACCCUCAGCCUGUGGCGGUGAGCCAGCCUGUGGCGGUUAGCCACAUCGCCCACACCCUCUCACACCAGCAAGUGAACGGCACAGCCGGGCUGGGGCCCCCAGCCACUGUCAUGGCGAAGCCAGCCGUGGGGGCCCAGGUGGUGCACCACCCCCAGCUGGUGGGCCAGACAGUGCUUAACCCUGUGACCAUGGUCACCAUGCCCUCCUUCCCAGUCAGCACGCUCAAGCUGGCUUGAGGAUGAGGCCACUCAGAGGCCCCCAGUGGGGGCAGGGAGGGAGACCUGUCCCCCACUCUCCCACCCACCAGCUCCACACAUUCCAGUCAGGCCCAGGCCCGCCCCACCCAUACCCACCCCCAGGCCUCCUAGGGGAAGGGGGUGCAGAGACUCUGAGCCAGGGGAGGGAAGGGCCACCCUGGGGAGCUGGGCACAGGGCAGGGGGUUACCCCACGCACUAGGACUUGACAGAGUGAUGAGAGACACUCUGGCGAACGUGCUGCCUGUCCGGCCUGGUGCCAGCUCCUGUGCCGUUCCUGCUCCCGACCCGUCCCCAACCCAGUGCGAUGUGGACACCGUGUUCCCCCACUUCCCCCUGCCCUGCCCGCCUUCCUGUGCUGCUGCUGCUAUUGCUCCGUCUGGUGAGGUGGCUGAGCACCCGGGCCCUCCCCUCCUGAGCCUCAGCCUUCUCUUCCCAGGCCCUGGAGGGGAAAGAGGGAAAGCAAAACUGAAGCAACUUGGCCUGGAAAGCUGGGGACUGCAGGGGGUCCUGUUCUGAGUACAGGUGACAGAUCUUAGGCUCCGGCUGAUCUGGAGUCCCACAGACUCCAGACAGGUGGAUGCCCUAGCCUGGGGCCCUCCAGCCUAGUUGCAGUCACCGUGACUCAUUACAGUGAGCUAGUUAAGACAGUUCUCUACCAACAGAAGACUAAACCCAAGCCCUUGCCAAGCUUUCUGAGCCCCUCCAACCCUUGCCAAUGGGUGUCUUAUGCCCAGAGGGUGGCUGGGGGUAGGGGUGGGGAAGGAGGGGCUUGGCUGUCUCCCCCUGCCCCCCGACCUCGAGCUGGGUCUGGCCUGAGAGUAGAGUGCUCUGGACCCUGUCCCCACCCCUGGACUUGGCUCUUGGCUUCCAGAAGGUAGAGAGGAGGUCUGGCCUCUGCUCAGUGCCAUGUACUCCCUGGAGGGAUGAGUACACCUGGAUGCCUCCUGCUGCCUGGAGGAUGGACCAGUGUCUGGGCUGGGUUCCAGGAGCCUGAAGCCAUGCUGUCAAGGUAAUAAGUUAAAACCCAGGCCUGGCCAGGGGGACCUGUGGAGAGAGAGCAGGGCCGGGCCAUGGAGGACUGCUGCUUCUGCCCCAGCUUCUCCCUCUGGCAUCCUCUUUCCCCUGAACAUGCCCUCUUCUCCAGUGAGCUGUGCUGAGGGGGCCCUCCCUGGUGGGGACUGUCGUCUGCCACAGCCUUCCUGUGAGGAAAGGUCCUUAGUUGGGCUCAGGGCAGGGCUGAGCUUGGGGUGGGGUGGAGUGAGGGGGCCUGUGUGUAGGGGACGCUGCUUUUCCUGCCUCUGUGUUGGCAGACUGCUUUGGCUUCUCUCUUUAUGUGGGUAUUUAUUACAAGUGGCCUUGUGACAGACACACUCAGUUACACAUGUGCACACUCGGCUCUGCACCUGGACACACACUCACCAAUGGCCUUUGAGAGUGUGUGGCGCGGGGCGGGCGAGGGGAAGCCAGUGUUCCUAGGUGUGAGGUGUGCAUGGACAGGCUGAGAGUAGGGAGUGUUGUGGGGGACCCUGAGGAGGCUGGCAAAGGUCUUGAAUAGAUGGAGCUGCCUGAGAACUCCCUCUCAGUUCCUUCCUAGCCCCGGAGAUCUGCCUGGGGACCUUUUCUUCUCCCUUGUCUCCCAGGGUGGGGAAAGAGAAGGCCUGUGGACACCUUAGAGGUUUCUAGAAGGGGGCCCUGUACUGCCGCCCCACCCCCACCCCCCACCUCACAAGCUUGCCGCCUUCCUGUGCCUGCAGCCACCCCCACCACCCUGUUUUGGGGGGAGCUGGUUUGGCUCCUCCAGGUGUGAUUAAGUUGGAAAGAACAGAGGGAGACAGGCCGGCCUGGCCCCCAGGAACAGAAGCACUGGUGAGCCUGCCCUCCUCCCAGCUCCGCUCAGCUUGUGUCCUGAGGCCGUUCCAGAGUUGAAACUGUCCUAUUAGCCAGUCGCCCCUCGGGCCUGCACAGAUACCUCAUCUGCCCGCUGCCCCUGCCCCUCCCCGCCCCCACUGCAGCAGUGGGGGCCCCGGAACCUAGUGCCGAAUGACUAUGUCCAGAUUGGUGACAAUGGGUGUUGUUGCUGUUGUUUCUGUUGUCGUUCGUGAACGCUGUGAUGCUGUGUGCCUGAGAGGGCAGCCGCCGCCCAGCCCUUCCUUGGGCAUCUCCCCUCUGAGAGCUGUCAGGACCAGUCCGUCCUCGCCCCGUGGGACCGCCUGCCCCUCCCCUCCCCAGCCCCUCCAGCCUGGGGUGCGCACGUGUGCACACAUACACACACACACAUCUUACCUCUCAUGCGUGUUUUACUUUUUGAUGUUCAGAGUGGCUCACUGGCUGGGAGUCCUUACCUCGGGGAGAGGGAGAGGUUGGUUCCUUGGAGGGCCAAAGAAGGGCAGGGAAUUCCUGGAGGGGUUAUGGGGGUCACCGUAACCCCUGCCCUCUCCAGGAACAGCUUCUUCUCCCCCAAUUCCAGGGUCCCACCCCCAUCCCCCAAAGAGGUGGCCCUUGUUUACAGUGAGGACUCGGUCACUGUGUCUCCGUUUCCAGAAAUAUAAAUCGUAGCGACCCCAGACUGUAGAGAUUUUUAUGUGUUUGGAUACAUCUGCUGUGUGGGAAAAAACAAAACAAAAAAAAACUACAAAAACCCUAAUUUUGUACAUAUUGUAUUUUUACUAUUGAACUGUAUUCUAGUGGCUGUUCAUGCUCCAGGAUUUUAGGUAUUGAGACAUGAAUACUAUCCAUGUAAUAAGCACUUGCCUGGAAUAAAAUAUAAAAUUGAAAUAAACCUGCACUGAAACCCAA
Vicugna pacos (alpaca) is the source of this 4804-nucleotide messenger RNA. It is a transcript of the gene MNT, whose product is annotated as MAX network transcriptional repressor. NCBI's taxonomy places the organism in Eukaryota, Metazoa, Chordata, Mammalia, Artiodactyla, Camelidae. Gene Ontology annotation, molecular function: protein dimerization activity; DNA-binding transcription factor activity, RNA polymerase II-specific; RNA polymerase II cis-regulatory region sequence-specific DNA binding. The record is from RefSeq and is a predicted model, not a curated record. Gene Ontology annotation, biological process: regulation of transcription by RNA polymerase II.